Manduca sexta (tobacco hornworm) is the source of this 6377-nucleotide messenger RNA. RefSeq names its product tyrosine-protein phosphatase 69D (gene Ptp69D). The record is from RefSeq and is a predicted model, not a curated record. Gene Ontology annotation, biological process: protein dephosphorylation. The transcript has 26 exons. The coding region runs from base 195 to 4334 and encodes 1379 amino acids. NCBI's taxonomy places the organism in Eukaryota, Metazoa, Arthropoda, Insecta, Lepidoptera, Sphingidae. Gene Ontology annotation, molecular function: protein tyrosine phosphatase activity; protein binding.
GCGCUAUACUAUUGUCCACAGCUGAAGAUGUGCCAGAAAAGAGCGAGAUAUCAGCGACGGGCAAGGUGGGGGACAUCGCCAACAUUACGUGCAUCGUGACGCCAGAAUUCAACCCAAACAAAACCACAGUGGAAUGGCUGUUUGAAGGGAAACCAAUUGUAGAAGACGAACGAAUAAACCAAACAUCGAAUGAAAUGCCGCGCCAUAACGAUUCCGACGGGAAUACGAGAAAGUCGAAGAUAUCAACUUUGAUAAUAGCCAACGCGACGUACAAUGACACCGGCAAUUACAGCUGCGUGUCGAAGUAUGAAGACAAAGUGGAGCAGCAGGUCGUGUACUUGAACUUGAGUUUCGAGGGCCGCUUGUACAACAAGACUGCUAGUCCUAUACGUGAAAAUCUAUCCGACGGCGCCAAUCUGACGUUGAGCUGUAUUUUUGAAGUAUACAAACCUGCCGAGGUGAAAUGGUACAAAUUAGGAAACGACGGAGACGCCGCGAACCUCUCCGAUCAACAGCAGAGGCAGCUGGACGCGCGGCGCAUCGAAAGCACGGUCGUACUGCGCAUCACCAACCCGGACAACGACAACGGCACGUACGUGUGCGAAAUCAUCGACACAGUAACCGGCAAGAACAUAUCUAACACGACAGACGUCUUCGUGUACGCCCAGCCGGUGAUCAUGAUCGACAAAGUCAUAGGAAUAAACACCACGCAACUCUUCUUCAAUUGGACUGUGAAGACGUACAACGCUCCGAUAAACUACUAUGUGCUGCUGACCGGGCCCAAAGGCGGUGAUCUACGAUCCUCAGCGAAGAAGAUAGGCGAAACGAACACGUCGUUCGUGAUAGACGAUUUGAAGAAAUCGACUGAGUACGUGAUAAAGUUAGAGGUGAACACCACACAUGGGGUAAGCAAAACACAAAACUUUGGCAAGACGCUCGAUAAAGAACCCAUUUUCGUCCCUAAUAUAUCGAUAAAUGGUUUUUCGGCGACAUCUGUGACGAUUGGAUGGGCGCCGCCGGAACCGGAUAUAGCCGAGUUGAUACACUACUAUCUGCUAGAGGCGAGGAAGAAGGAAGAGAAUGUGACCAGACAGGCGUACCACUCGAGGGAUAACAGAAACCUGCCGUACAUGUUUGAUAAUUUGGAGCCGCACACCACUUACGUAUUUCAGGUGUGCGCGUGCUCGGACUACACGCGCACGUGCGGCCCGAUGUCGCUGGAGAUGGAGGCGGCCACGCUGGACGGCACGCCCGGCAAGCCCAGCCGCGUCAACGUCAGCUGCGACGCCAACGUCAUGAACCUCACCUGGGGGCCGCCGGAGAAGCCCAACGCUGAGAUCAAGGGAUACACCAUGGAGUUAACCGGUAAAGCUGAGUACAAAGAUCGCAACGGCAAAUUAAACACAGCGACAUGGGGCCCGCUGUCCAAGUUCAUGGCUAACGACUCGACUAGCGUUCGGUUCAACGAUCUGCAACCCAACACGAAGUACACCGUGCACCUGAGUGCGAUGACGCGCACGCGCCGCCGCGGACAGAAGGAGACCAAGUACUGCACCACGGCGUACGCGCCGCCCGACCACCCGCCGCGGCCCAGGUGGAGGAAGAUAUUGGAAGACGAUAAAUAUCUUUUCAAAAUGUAUUUACCGAGGAUAUCGGAAAGGAAUGGACCUCUUUGCUGUUACAGAGUGUACAUGGUCCGGCUGGCUCCAAACUCGGGCUGGCCGAAGCUCCCGCCGCCGAAGAACAUUACCAUUGUGGAAUACGAGGAGGCGCACGCGCAGCACGCCAUCGCCGGCGCAUACAUCGCCGACAUAUUCUCCAGCGAUAGAUUCCCUAACGAUUCCGAGUUGGUUUUGGGCGAUGACAAAAUGUUGUACGACAGAGACGACCCUGUAUGGAAGAGAAAAGAAUGUCUACAAUGCCUGAAGAAGCCGAGGAGGACGCCGCCGCACAAGGUGUUGGAGUCGCCGUCGCUGGCCACGCUGCCGACCACCACCGUCACCAGCACCACGCUCGAGGACGAAGACUACGUCACUGUGGAAACGCCGCGCGACACGCCUACCAGAGACAAACGGAACGUCGACGGAGAUGACCCUACAAUAGAAGCGGACGAUUAUUUCGUCGACGAAGAUCUGCGGGUGAAAGACGGACCGCUGGACUCAUUCUCCAACUACACGCUAUUCGUCGAGUUGAUAACGGGGCUGCCCCACGAAGAGCCGCUCUUCAGCGAGUACGUGAACGAGUUGCGGCCGGCCGCCAGCCCGACCAUACCGGUGCCGACUAGCGCUUUGGAAAUAGCGUUGCAGGUGGUGUGCGUGGUGGCGGGCGCGCUGGUGGUGUCGCUGCUGGCGUGGUGCGCGCUGGCGGCGCGGCGCAGUCGCAAGCCGCCGCACGGACACCUCGAGAUGAACCCGCUGCAGGCGCUGCGGUACAUGGUCGGCUUUCGCGGUAGACAACAGCUGAUACCCACAGUGCCGCCCGACAUGCCGCCCAUAGCCAAGGAGGACCUGGCAGAGGCGUACGCCGAGAGGCAAGCCGACUCGGACUACGGUUUCCAAAAGGAGUUCGAGAUACUGCCGGACUGUUUCCCGGACCGCACCACGCAUGCGUCCGAGGCGAGAGAGAACCAACCGAAGAACCGCUACCCGGACAUCAAAGCGUACGACCAGACCCGAGUGAAGUUGUCGCAGAUCGACAGCGUCACGGGCUCGGACUACAUCAACGCGAAUUAUGUCAGAGGAUAUCAGGAAGGAAAACAGUUCAUAUGCGCGCAAGGCCCCACCGACGCUACAGUGAAUGACUUCUGGCGAAUGAUCUGGGAGCAUGGUUUGGAACUGAUCGUGAUGCUGACCAACCUCGAGGAGUACUCCAAGGUGAAGUGCUCCAAAUACUGGCCGGACGAGGUGCGAGGGGCGAAGGCGUUUGGCAAUAUCACUGUGCAUCAUGUUGGGGAGAAGAGAUACUCAGACUAUAUUGUGAGAGAAUUAAAAAUAACCAAGCAACCGACUAACGCGGAUGGCCAACCCAUUGUUGAGAAUAAUGGAAUCGCUAAAAGAAAUGGAGAUGUGAAGGAGCCGUCGGAGUGCAGCGCGCCGACGUCGCCGCGCGAGCUGAAGGAGGCGGAGGCGCGCACGGUGCGCCAGUACCACUUCCUCAUGUGGAAGGACUUCGCCGCGCCCGAGCACCCGCACUCCAUACUCAAGUUCAUCAAGCGCAUGAACGAGGCGUGGUGCAACAUGGUGGGCCGGCCCGUGGUGGUGCACUGCUCGGCUGGCGUGGGCCGCACCGGCACGCUCGUGGCGCUGGACUGUCUGCUCGACCAGCUGCGCGCCACCGGACACGUCGCCGUCUUCAACACCGUCGCCGAGCUGCGGCGGCAGAGGAACUUCCUCGUGCAGUCGCUCAAACAAUACGUGUUCGUGUACCGCGCUUUAGUCGAGUAUGCACACUACGGCGACACGGAGAUCCCCGCGUCGCGGCUCAAGGCGGCCGUAGAUCGGCUCAGGAACACACCUGAAGGUGCCGAUAAGUGCCUCAUGGAGCAUGAGUUUGAGCGCAUCGUGUCGGCGCCGGUGUCGGAGGCGCUGAAGUCGUGCGCGGCGGGCGCGGCGGAGGAGGUGCGCGCGCGCAACCGCAGCCACGACUGUCUGCCCUACGACCGCAACCGCGUCAUACUCACGCCGCUGCCCGCCAGGGACUUCUCCACCUACAUCAACGCCUCAUUCAUUGAAGCCUACGACAACUCGGAAGGUUUCAUAAUAACGCAAGAUCCAUUGCCCAACACGAUCAUGGACUUCUGGAGGAUGGUAUCCGAACAUAAUGUGUCGACAAUCGUAAUGCUAAGUGAGAUGGGUGAAGGCAAGUGCCCGCGGUACUGGGACGACGGCACGGCGCAGUACGAGCACAUAUCGGUGCAGUACGAGGAGAGCGAGUCCUGUCCGUAUUACACCAGGCGGCAGUUCAGAGUUAUUAAUAACAAGAGCGGCGAGGUGUCGUCGGUGCGCCAGCUGCAGUACCAGGGCUGGCCGACGGCGCCGGGACACGUGCCCGAGGUGACGCGCGGCCUCGCCGAGCUGGCGGACGCGGCCGAUCCGCUGCACACGCCCACCAUGCUCGUGCACUGCCAACUGGGCACGGAGCGGUCGUCGCUGUUCGUGGCGCUGUGCAUCCUGAUCUGGCAGCUGCGCGUGGAGCGGCGCGUGGACGUGUGCUGCGUCGCGCGCAAGGUGCGCUCGCAGCGCGCCCGGACCAUCGACACAUUCUUACAAUACGAAUUCCUCCACCGUGCCAUACUAAACUACGCAGAGUUGCACAAUCUACUAGAGGACAGUUAAACCUCCGAUACGUCGUGUCAGGUACAUGAGAAUCUAUGGUGGUAGAAAUAAGAGCUGUUUUCAUACAAACCGUGCAACAGGGAUAUAUAUAAAUUAAAAAAAAAUCCGUUGUAAGAUUUUAUAUUAACCAAAGAGUUUCACACGCAAUUGUUUAGAUUAAAAAAUCGGAUCGCACGUUUUGUAUGAAAACAUCGCUUCGUUGUAAUGUGAAACUUAUCGGGCCUAUAUUUAAGGAUGUUUUUCCUUUGAAACAAUUCUCAAUUUUGCUACCAAACACUUUUAUAUUAGUCGGAUGUGAUUAUGCAAUAAAGAUAUAAAACCAAAUUUAAAAUAAUCAAAAUACAAUACGUAUUAUAUUUAAGUUAAAACAACUUAUAUAAUAAUUGCUAUUUAGGACCAGGAUAAUGAAUACAAAAAAAUGUGGCAUGUAUUUCGUAAAUCAUUGCUUCCUUAGCGUUUAAUAAUAAUAAUAAUUUAAAUUAUACCAACUUAAUAUUUCGACAUGGAGUUUUUUUUUACAAAUCCCAGUUUUGUCCUAGAUUGCAUAAUCACGUCCAUUGUAAGUGUAGGUUUUGUAUAUUUGGUGUAAUUUUUAUUUCAUAUAUUUCUUUCGUACGUCUUCGCCGCCUUUCCCCGCGAUGUUUCUAAAACGUGUGAAUUAAUUUAAUAUUAUUAUUAUUUUAUUAUCCUAGUAGGUGCUUCAAUUGAUUUAAGACAUUUAUUUAGUGACAAAAAUAUUUUUAAUUUUUAUUUAAUUGUGUGCCAGCAUUGUACAAAACGGUAAACGUGUUCGAAAUUCAAAAUUAAAUGAAAAAUACUAUUUUUUUUUGUGACGAGAAACUUUAUGCAGUGAUUCAGCCCAAUUUUAUUUUAUUUUUUUAAUUGUAUAAGUUUUAUUUUGUUUCGCACGUGACUGAUUCCAGAAUUAAAAUUAUAUUGUAAAACUUAAUACAAAUUGUACACUGUGGGCGCACAUAUUGUUUUAUCUCAAUGUUAUUUUAAUUAUUAUUUUUAAUUACAAUGUUAUAAUCUGUGUACAAAGACAAUCACCGUGUUUUUUUCUAACUCAAAUAUAAGUGAAUCUAGUUGAUAGUUUUGUACUGAGAGUAAUGACGCGUCGCUUUUGCUUGUUAUAUUUUCGUGAUGUCCAAAAAUACGACAUUUUUAAUGUAACGACAAUUGUAUUUUUUGAUAUCCGUUGGUAAUGAGUUUUCCGAACGAAUUUGAAUUUUGAACAAAUAUUUAAAUAUAUCUUGAUAUCAAUGAAACAUAGUAAAAAUGACAGCAGUAAUGCAGACUUUGACUUCGCAGAGAUUAAUCGGCACAAAUAUAAAUUAGGCUAUUUUAUGUUAAUUUCAAUAGCAUUGAAAGCUACUGCCAUAAUAUUAAGGAAUAUAGGGCUGUCACCACUCCUCAAAUGUCAUCAACGUAAUAUCAAAGUUUUUGGUUUUAAAGGCCUUAAUUAUUUUUUUAUAAAAUUACAUCAUUAAAUGCAGUACAAAAAAAUUCGUUCGGAAAACUCAAAAUCGCAAAAAAAAAAUCACAAGCCUAGUUAUAGAUCUGUUUUGCGUAGGUGACCCUGUACGACGGUAUUGAUAACAAUACCAAAUAUGAUAACGUGUCCAAAGAGAAAACGAGCGUUAGUAUUAUAUCACUGAAAUAAAAAAAAAAUGAUGAAAGAAGUGUAAAAGUAAAAAAAGAAUUCUAUGUAUUUAUUUUGAUAACUAAAGAGGCCAUAUUUUAUUGCAUUUUGAUAACUUUCACGUUUUUUAAUUUUAUUUUGUAUAUCAAUAGCAAAGUUAUUCGGUAAUGGUUUUAUGAAAACCUAUUAAGGAUUACAGUUAAGGCCAAAUAAAUGUAAUACCCCAAAAUUUAGCACAAAUUUUUAAAAGGCUCGUGCACAUAUCAAUGUUGUUUGACGCAACGAUCUUUUGUCGCAGUGAAAUAUGUAUGGGAAUGUGUAUGAGGCUUAAGAAUUGUUUGAAUGUGCACGGUCCGCGUCUCACAAUUUUUGAUGUAUUUACUAAAUUUUCGUUUUAGAAA